Messenger RNA from Haliotis rubra (blacklip abalone), 1896 nucleotides. RefSeq lists its product as uncharacterized. Gene Ontology annotation, cellular component: extracellular region. The transcript is spliced from 9 exons. Bases 157 to 1368 code for a protein of 403 amino acids. NCBI's taxonomy places the organism in Eukaryota, Metazoa, Mollusca, Gastropoda, Lepetellida, Haliotidae. The record is from RefSeq and is a predicted model, not a curated record. Gene Ontology annotation, molecular function: chitin binding.
CUGCGCCCCAAUACGGCGGCCUGGACUGCCAAGGUCCUCUGAACGACACAGUGUCACAACCCUGCAACACGGGAGCAUGUCCAAUUAACGGGGGGACUCGGUGAUUGGACCCAGUGGUCCUUGAGCCCGUGCAGUCAGUCAUGUGGCUCGAACAUCAUGACACCUGCCACAAGGUUUCGAGCCUGUAACAGCCCGCCUCCCCAGAAUGGGGGCUCCCCUUGUGUCGGGACCACCCAAGAUGCAGCGCAGAAACCAUGCGGCAUACUCCCCUGUCCAGGUUCUGGGAUUUGCAACGAUGUUGUGAUGAGGUAUGAGGUCGGAUACCGCUACCACCCAACUGACUGUGACAAGUACGUCCAGUGCUUCUUCAACCCCAAUGGCAACGUGAUCGGUGUCUACAGAAGCUGUCCCUUCGGCUACUACUGGAACCAAGUUACAUUCAGAUGUGCCGUGUCCUGGAAGGUGUCAUGUCCUCUAGAGAAAUGCACAGGGGUGUGCAAGCCAAAUUACAAGAUGGAGGGGAGUUGUAGGUCGUACUGGAAGUGUGCCCAGAACGGAUCAGUGGCCAGAUGUUGCCCCGAAAAGAUGAGCUUCACAGAAGAAGAAGGUUGUCGUCCGAACUUCUAUUGUCAAGACGUGUGUCCAACUCCCUAUAUUUCCAGAGAUGUGUGUAACAACCGACCCAGCUGGGUGAGUCCUUCGACAGGAUAUAGCUUCUACACAGAGAGUAGUGGAUGGCAACAAGUCUCAUGUGCAUCGAGAACCAACUUCGACAUUCUUGACUGCGGUUGUAGCGAGAUAUCCGAAGGUACCUGCGUUGCAAGUUACGAAGAAAGCUUUGAUUCAACAACUGCACCCUCUUGGUUGAAUAUGAGCAACGUGACUGUAUCUGGGGGCAUGGCGCGCUUGCUCACGAACAGCCAGUUGAAUCUGAACAUCAAGGUAAGCUCGACUGAGUGUCCGGUUCUGAAGCUGGUAUUCCGGGAAGCAGCAGAUGCAGCUGGCCGUCGAACUGUUGCAAGCGGCAGUGACUGUAAGGAAGGCAACUCCUUAAUCCUUACAGCUGAUGAUAACGGCAUAUAUUUCGAAACAUCGUCGUGGUACGGGCACGUCUACAGGAUGUUCAUGUCAACGCAGGGGAUUCCACGAAGUCAACUGAAAACUGUGACUGUGAUGUAUAAAUCCAAUUUCCUGAUCGGGGUCAUUGAGAGCAACAACGUCAAAUACAUCUCACAGUUGCAUGCUCCUGACGUGACUAUCCUAGGCUGUGGUCUCGUGAUAGGAUCUGAUGGGACUCCAAAUACAGCCUUUGUUGGUGAUGUAGACAUGGUAUCUAUAUACAAGUGUGAUCCUGGCAACCUAUUCUGAAACAGUUAGAAUCGUCGCGUACUUUUAGAUAUAUUGAGCUUCUGUGUAUCUACAUGGUUUUGGUAGAGCAUUCAGCGGAUCGCAUGGUUCUUCGAUGCGACUUUUCCGAUUUUAUUCAAAAUACAUAUGGAAAUGUAAUACAAAUGAGUGCAACAUCAAGUGAAAGCCACUAUUUCAUGCGUUUUAUUAUCAUGAACAAAACCACACAGGUAUGAUACUGAGAAAGACAACAAUCACAACAACAAUUACUGGAAAAUUAAUUAUAUACAAAGAAUAUGUAUCAAAGUAUACAUGAGUCAAACUUUGAUGUGUUGAACAAACAACCGCCUCGAGUAAACGUUAUGUGCGAGUGUAUUCCUUCUUAAAUAACCAUUUGGCUCUUGUGACGAACUUCGGAUAACUCGAAGUAUAUGCAGGUCCUUUCCUCUUCCACCCAGUUGUGUUUGACAGUAUGUGUACAUAUGCAAGUGUAUCCAGUGUACAUGCUUAUUUUAUUUGUACAGAAAAACAAUAAAAAGUUCCAAAUAA